Molecule: messenger RNA, 2729 nt
Organism: Nomascus leucogenys (northern white-cheeked gibbon)
Lineage: Eukaryota; Metazoa; Chordata; Mammalia; Primates; Hylobatidae
Gene: OTUD5
Product: OTU deubiquitinase 5
Biological process (GO): protein deubiquitination
Molecular function (GO): cysteine-type deubiquitinase activity; K63-linked deubiquitinase activity
Source: RefSeq, a predicted model, not a curated record
CUCUCCCGGCGUGCCACGCGCCGGGUUUGUUGGGGGGUACUCGGCAGUGCAGCCAUGACUAUACUCCCCAAAAAGAAGCCGCCGCCUCCCGACGCCGACCCCGCCAACGAGCCGCCGCCGCCCGGGCCGCUGCCCCCGGCGCCGCGGCGCGGCGGGGGCGUGGGCGUGGGCGGCGGCGGCACGGGCGUGGGCGGCGGCGAUCGCGACCGUGACUCCGGCGUCGUGGGGGCCCGUCCGCGAGCUUCGCCACCGCCUCAAGGCCCGCUACCAGGACCGCCGGGCGCUCUUCAUCGCUGGGCGCUGGCCGUGCCGCCUGGUGCAGUGGCGGGUCCCCGGCCACAACAGGCUUCUCCACCUCCUUGCGGGGGCCCAGGUGGUCCCGGCGGUGGUCCCGGCGACGCGCUGGGCGCAGCGGCGGCGGGUGUGGGUGCCGCGGGCGUGGUGGUGGGUGUGGGUGGUGCCGUAGGCGUGGGCGGCUGCUGCUCCGGGCCUGGGCACAGCAAACGGCGACGUCAAGCUCCCGGGGUUGGCGCGGUUGGCGGGGGCAGUCCCGAGCGUGAGGAGGUCGGCGCAGGCUACAACAGUGAGGACGAGUAUGAGGCGGCUGCAGCACGCAUCGAGGCUAUGGACCCUGCUACUGUCGAGCAGCAGGAGCAUUGGUUUGAAAAGGCCCUACGAGACAAGAAGGGCUUCAUCAUCAAGCAGAUGAAGGAGGAUGGCGCCUGUCUCUUCCGGGCUGUAGCUGACCAGGUGUAUGGAGACCAGGACAUGCAUGAGGUUGUGCGAAAGCAUUGCAUGGACUAUCUGAUGAAGAAUGCCGACUACUUCUCCAACUAUGUCACAGAGGACUUUACCACCUACAUUAACAGGAAGCGGAAAAACAAUUGCCAUGGCAACCACAUUGAGAUGCAGGCCAUGGCAGAGAUGUACAACCGUCCUGUGGAGGUGUACCAGUACAGCACAGAACCCAUCAACACAUUCCAUGGGAUACAUCAAAACGAGGACGAACCCAUUCGUGUUAGCUACCAUCGGAAUAUCCACUAUAAUUCAGUGGUGAAUCCUAACAAGGCCACCAUUGGUGUGGGGCUGGGCCUGCCAUCAUUCAAACCAGGGUUUGCAGAGCAGUCUCUGAUGAAGAAUGCCAUAAAAACGUCGGAGGAGUCAUGGAUCGAACAGCAGAUGCUAGAAGACAAGAAACGGGCCACGGACUGGGAGGCCACAAAUGAGGCCAUCGAGGAGCAGGUGGCUCGGGAAUCCUACCUGCAGUGGUUGCGGGAUCAGGAGAAACAGGCUCGCCAGGUCCGAGGCCCCAGCCAGCCCCGGAAAGCCAGCGCCACAUGCAGUUCGGCCACAGCAGCAGCCUCCAGUGGCCUGGAGGAGUGGACUAGCCGGUCCCCGCGGCAGCGGAGUUCAGCCUCGUCACCUGAGCACCCUGAGCUGCAUGCUGAAUUGGGCAUGAAGCCCCCUUCCCCAGGCACUGUUUUAGCUCUUGCCAAACCUCCUUCACCCUGUGCGCCAGGUACAAGCAGUCAGUUCUCGGCAGGGGCCGACCGGGCAACUUCCCCCCUUGUGUCCCUCUACCCUGCUUUGGAGUGCCGGGCCCUCAUUCAGCAGAUGUCCCCCUCUGCCUUUGCAGGUCUGAAUGACUGGGAUGAUGAUGAGAUCCUAGCAUCGGUGCUGGCAGUGUCCCAACAGGAAUACCUAGACAGUAUGAAGAAAAACAAAGUGCACAGAGACCCACCCCCAGACAAGAGUUGAUGGAGACCCAGGGAUGGGACACCAUCUCCCAACCCCAGUACUCCUGCUCUCCGGUGCCACCUCACCUUCUUUGGCUUCUUCCCUCUUGCCUCCUUCUGUUCUUUCUGCUCUCCCCUCUUUUCCCUCCUCCUCACUUCCCUCUGGCUAGCCCACCCCUGCGUUCCCUCUCAUUGCCGCUGCCACUAUCACCUGUCUCUCUGCCAGCUGACGUGCCCUGUUGCCCCCCCUACCCCGCACAGAACCAUCCCUGCAUUCCACAGGGGACUCGGGCAAGGGUGCCGAAGAUAGACAAGAGGCACACAGAGACAGACCAACUGGCAGCCAGGCAGCCCCAGAGGAGAGAGACAUUCAGACAGAGGAAAGUCUCCCUGCCCCUCAUUCCUUCCAAGAUGAGAAAAACUUGCCACCACCCCUCCCCCCCGACACUGAUGCCAGGGAGGUGGGAGGAAGAAGUGGGAAAUUUCCCUUCCCAGUACCCCAAGAACGUCUGAGCCUUCAAUGUUGAAUUUUUUCUUUAUUAAAAUGUACUUUUAUCUUAUAAAAUCAACUAAUCAAAAAUGAUAUAAACGACAGCACUGGCUCUGUGAAGGUGGCAUCUUUCUGGGCAGGCAGGCCAUGGGGCAUGGAGGAGGGUGCAAAGAUAUGGGUUGCUGUCUUCUGGCCUCCAGCUGCAUGGAGGCCGGCCCAGGGUCUAGGGUGUGCACUGGGCAAGGGCAGGGUGGCAGGUGUCAGGCCGGCUUGGACAAUGAAACCCUGACCUUGCUGCAUUCCUUUUGCUUCCACCACCACUAGCCUCUUUGGAAUCUUGGGGUGGGGGUCAUCUUUGGGGAUUAUGGCUGCCACCCGGGAUUUGAGUGUAGGGAGUGUGGGAGCAGCCUUGGCAGAUGGGGCACCCGUGCCCUACAGGUGUUGACAAGAUCCGCCAUCUGUAAUGUCCUUGGCACAAUAAAACCAAAUGUCAGUUUCCCUGA